AUGUCUCAGAAUCAACGGGAAGCCUGGGAGCGUGUGCAGCUCAUGCUGCAGAAGCGCAAGGCUGGUUUUGGUGGAUUUCCCGGAGGUGGCGGUCGCGGCGGCUUCGGCCUGGCCGGUUCUCUCAUCCUGCUCGGUGUCGGUACCUGGGCAGCUUCCAACUCCCUCUUUAACGUUGACGGUGGUCACCGCGCCAUCAAGUACUCUCGAGUAAGUGGUGUGCGGAAAGAGAUCUAUUCCGAAGGAACUCAUAUCCGUAUUCCCUGGCUCGAGACUCCCAUCGUUUAUGACGUCCGCGCCAAGCCGCGCAACAUCGCCUCCUUGACCGGUACCAAGGACUUGCAGAUGGUGAACAUCACCUGCCGUGUUCUGUCCCGACCUCGUGUGGACGCUCUGCCCCAGAUCUACCGUACCCUCGGCCAAGACUUUGACGAGCGUGUGCUUCCCUCAAUCGUCAACGAAGUUCUGAAGAGUGUUGUCGCCCAGUUCAAUGCCAGCCAACUGAUCACUCAGCGUGAGAAUGUUGCUCGUUUGGUUCGUGAGAACCUGGCGCGCCGUGCUGCUCGUUUCAACAUCGCCCUCGACGAUGUCUCUCUGACUCACUUGACCUUCUCUCCUGAAUUCACCGCCGCUGUCGAAGCCAAGCAAGUCGCUCAACAGGACGCUCAGCGUGCUGCCUUCCUGGUCGACAAGGCCCGCCAAGAGAAGCAGGCCUUCAUUGUCCGCGCCCAGGGUGAGGCUCGCUCGGCUGAACUGAUUGGUGAUGCUAUCAAGAAGAGCAAGAGCUAUAUCGAGCUGCGCAAGAUCGAGAACGCCCGCCACAUCGCCCAGAUCAUCCAGGAGAACGGUGGCAAGAACAAGUUGUAUCUGGACAACCAGGGUCUUGGUCUGAAUGUCAAUGCGACGAGCGAGGAGAACAAAUAA
Messenger RNA from Penicillium argentinense, 921 nucleotides. RefSeq names its product prohibitin subunit PHB2. The transcript has 4 exons. Gene Ontology annotation, biological process: mitochondrion organization. The record is from RefSeq and is a predicted model, not a curated record. NCBI's taxonomy places the organism in Eukaryota, Fungi, Ascomycota, Eurotiomycetes, Eurotiales, Aspergillaceae. Gene Ontology annotation, cellular component: membrane; mitochondrion. The coding region runs from base 1 to 921 and encodes 306 amino acids.